This is a messenger RNA of Sclerotinia trifoliorum, 1113 nucleotides long. NCBI's taxonomy places the organism in Eukaryota, Fungi, Ascomycota, Leotiomycetes, Helotiales, Sclerotiniaceae. The record is from the annotation of a GenBank genome assembly.
AACUUUCUUACACAAGGAUAAUUAACCUCAUAACUUUGCGUCUCUCUCUUGAUCUCUAUUUUGCGGUGCCUCUAUUCAAACAUCCACUCAUCCACAAUGGCGGAACUACCCAAUCGCCUUCCUUCUCCUCCUUCCGCUACUGAUAUUGUAGAUGGGAUAAUUGAUACAUUCAUCGAUAAACUACAAUUAAUCUGGGCUGAAAAUGCUGCAAAAGGAGUUGGUAAGUCAUCUUCCAACCCGUUUCCUCGGCGAUCUCCCAUACCCUUAAACAUCUCAAGAUACAUAUAAAUUUACCCCUUCGUCUAACUAACGGGGUUGAAGUAUUCACACCUCGUUCUCGUCUUGCUCUUGAAAUAGAACUAGCACUCAUCCGCGUUGUCAGCGCAACCGUUGCCCCCGAAGCAGUUUUCACUAGAAUCAGUAGCGAAUUAAAUUAUCUUAAUGAAAAAGUCAAACGUGACGCGAAUCCCCUCCUUCACGAUAUCUUGCUCUCCUGUCGCGACAUGAUGGAGCAAUGGAAGGAUGAAGGAUGGUGGGAAGAUCUUCGGUCGAUUGAAGAUAGUACUCGUGAUACAGAAGAUAUGGGUGGAAGAAGAAAUUCUGGGGCAUAUGGUAUGUGUAUCAAUCAUUCUUAGGUCUUUUGUCUCACCUGUUGAGGUUGAAAUGACGAAUAUUCUUCAGGGACACCAACGCGAGAGGAACUUCAGCGGAUACAACGAUUGGAGCGCACGAUGUUUACUGAUCAUCAACUAAGAAGCCGUAUUGAUGCUCAUGCGCAGAUGCUAGAGGAAAGUAUUGCGAGAAUGAAGGCUGAGGAAAAUGAUCAUGGUAGUGAGAGCGGGUUGGAUGAUGAAAAAAAGAGUGAGUUUGACUACACUUCCUCGCUUACGGGCUUACCUCACGAGUUAUAAUAGCUGACGCUCAAGAUCUUUAGAUGCAGGUGAUCAUGGUGAUGAUAUUGAUAAGGGGGAUGAAGAUUCAGUCAAUGUAGACUAAUGUUAGUCGGAUGCUAUUGAUUUGAUUUGAAGUACGGAAAAGGUAUUAGACGCGCAAUUUUGAUUAUUAUCAGAUAGACCUUCUUCACUUUGAAGAAUAGUUAUGCAAUACGCUGAU